AUGGAAUCUUUGAAAAAUACCUUAUACACUACACCACGGGGUUUACUCAGAGGUUGUCGGACAUCGAUUUCACAGGCAUGGACUGCAUCGGGUGUUAUGAAUUUAUGGAAAGGUAUACCGGACAAAGGUUUGACCUUAAUAUCGAAUAAGUUGGAUUAUGCUUAUUUCAUGGCAAUAGCCUAUGAAUGUGGUGUUAUACUUCCUAUGUAUAUAGACCAUUUUGGUAAUAGUAACAUGCAAGAAUGGUUAGAUGAACACAAAGAAGAGGUUGUUGAUAACAUAGUGGAAGAAGUUCUUGAUGGUGCCAUACUAGUUAAAGAAAUUGCCUCAGGCCAUUUGGAUGAUGAGGAUGAAAAUGAGUUUGAGGAUGAGGAUGACCACGAGGAUGAUGAUGUGGACGUUGAUGUAGAUGAGGAUAACCAUAGCAGUCCUCAUGUAUUCGAAAAAUCUAAUGGGUCUGAUGUCGAAAUGGGUGAGAAUGCGGCUUUGAGUGGCCCUUUGGAAGAAGGCAUGCAUUAUGAUGAAGAUGUUUAUCCUCAGUUGCCAAACAUUUUCAAUGAACAGCUUCACUGGACGGAGCAAGAACCUGUGUUGGGUAUGAGGUUUGAGAGUCCUAAACAAUUGAAAUUCAUGCUGUGUAACUACGCUGUUGCAAAUGCUUAUCAAUUAUGUUUUGUGAAAAAUGAUAGUAGAUGGUUGCUAGCAAAAUGUUGUGAUGGAAAUGGUGAGUUGUUGUGUGUUGUUGGUAGGGAUGCUAACAAUGGAAUAUUCCCAAUUGCUUGGGCAGUUGUAUGUGUGGAAAACAAAGAGAAUUGGGAAUGGUUCAAUGAAAAUCUUGCACAAGAUCUGCAAUGUUAG
Lactuca saligna is the source of this 858-nucleotide messenger RNA. The record is from the annotation of a GenBank genome assembly. Lineage: Eukaryota; Viridiplantae; Streptophyta; Magnoliopsida; Asterales; Asteraceae.